AUAAACCCCUCACUGUAAGUGACUAAUUUGUUAUUGCCUUCCGUUUGAAGUAAUAACUGAUUAGAAACACCUCAAGGAAGAGGGUAAGGAAGGAUACACUUCAGGAAUUUGAAUUCCUGAUAUCCAAUGGGAAUCCUGUGACAAAUGCACUGCUAUACCAAAGAAGAAAAAUAAAUUCACUGCGAUGGUAUUUCAAUUGAUUCUCAGAGGUUACAUUUACACUUAUCCCAUGUCUUAUAUUGUUCCACUAAUUGGCCUUUUGACCAAUCAGAUCAGCUCUGAAAAAAGCUGAUGUGAAAAGCUCCCAAUGGAUUGGUCAAAAGACCAGUAAGUGGAGAAAAUUGGGCUGCCUGUAUAAACACAGCCAAAGGGCUUGCAGUUUGGCUAGGCACUGAUGAUGGCUCCUUGUGCAGUUGAUAAACUUGAUUUCCUUGACUUUCAGAUWGACCCAGAGGAUCCCUUUCUCCUGGUACCUGAUAAGAUGAAAUCCCAGAUGGAUUUAGAGACUGCGUUGCAGGAUAGUGCCAAAGCCCUUGACCUCUUCCUCAACAACCGGUUCUCUGACGCCUUGGAUCUCCUCAGACCCUGGAGGAGCCAGAGUAUGUACCACGCUGUGGGCUACAGCAGCAUGCUGGCCAUGCAGGCAGGCAUGACCUUUGAACCGAAGGAUGUUGAAAAGGCCAUGACUGCUCUGAAGGAGUCUCUGCAGACGUGCCAGAUGUUCCGGAAGAAGACUACCAUGGUGGAGGCCAUCACUGACAUGUUUUACAAGCAGCCAGCUGACGACUUAACUGAAGAGGAGAUGCAUGCGGAGUUGUGCUAUGCUGAGGCGCUAUUGCAGAAGGCUACACUCACUUUUCUGGACGAGAGCAUGAUCAGCUUCAUCAAAGGAGGCAUCAAGAUCCGCAACAGCUUUCUGAUCUACAAGGAAUGUGAUGAUAUGUCAACCAUGGCAAAGAACCAGUCUGACCAGAUGAGCACACAAGCUCACUUCAGGAGCGGUGUGAACAUGGGCAUUGGUUCAUUUAACUUGUAUUUGUCUCUCUUGCCGAGCAAGGUCCUCAGACUACUGGAGUGGAUGGGUUUCUCUGGAGACCGGGAAGUGGGUCUGUCCCAGCUGAGGGAGGGGGCAGCCAGCAACAGCCUGCGCUCCAUCCUCAGCACUCUGUGCCUCCUGAUGUACCACCUCUACAUCAGCGUCAUACUGG
Salvelinus sp. IW2-2015 is the source of this 1208-nucleotide messenger RNA. Its product is annotated as tetratricopeptide repeat protein 39B. Lineage: Eukaryota; Metazoa; Chordata; Actinopteri; Salmoniformes; Salmonidae. The record is from RefSeq and is a predicted model, not a curated record.